GAUGACAACCAUCCAGCCCUCCGCAGCAACAGCAGCAGCAGCGGCAUCAGUGAAUUUAUCAUCGCGAACGCCGAGGGGAGUGAAGUGAACCGGCGGAAGGAGCGAAAGAGAGAGAGAGGAUUUACGGACCAAGCAUGGCUACCCAAACGACUGCAUCAUGCACUGGAUCCACUCUGUUGCAGCCCAUCAGCGAAAUAAUCAAUCUCCCCGUUGACCAGGUAAACUUUGUGGCGUGUCAGCUGUUCGCCCUGCUGAUGGCUGUGUGGUUUCGGCUGUACCUCCACCCCAGUAAGACCAGUCCCUUCAUCAGACACGUGGUGGCCACUCUGCUGGGCUUCUACUUGGCUCUCUUCUGCUUUGGCUGGUAUUCCCUCCAUUUUUUGGUGCAGAGCGGUCUGUCCUACAGCGUGAUGGUAUUUGUUGGCCUGGAGCACAUGCACAAGUACUGCUUCAUAGUGACGCUCGGCUACCUGAUACUAUGCCAGAUCACACGGGUCUACGUGUUUGACUACGGCAUGUACUCUGCAGAUUUCACAGGGCCCAUGAUGGUCAUAACACAGAAGAUCACCAGUUUGGCGUUUGAAAUCCACGACGGUUUGGCCAAGCGAGAGGGCCAGCUGACCCCCAGUCAGAAAUACCUCGCUAUCAGGCGGAUGCCCAGCUUGCUGGAGUACUUGAGCUACAACUGUAACUUCAUGGGCAUCCUGGCUGGGCCCACCUGCUCUUACAACGACUACAUGGCCUUCAUCGACGGGACGUGCUACCAGCCGCGCCACCAGGAGAACGCCAACGGCAAGGAGAACGGGAAGUACAAGCAGAUCGAACCCUCGUCCAAGAAUGACGUCAUCUCCAAGCUGUGCACGUGUGCCGUCUCGCUGGGCAUCUACCUGUCGCUGUGCAAGCUGCUCCCGGUGGAGCACUCCAUAAACGACGACUUUGUCAGCUCCACGCCCUUCCAUCUUCAGGUCAUCUACCUUUACCUGGCCAUGCUGGCCCUGAGGCCAAAGUACUACUUUGUCUGGACACUUGCUGAUGCCAUCAACAACGCUGCCGGAUUUGGCUUCAAUGGAUACAACAAAGAUGGCUCCCCACGGUGGGACCUGAUAUCAAAUCUCAGAAUUCUGGACAUUGAGUUUGCCACCAGUUUCAAGAUGUUCCUGGACAACUGGAACAUCCAGACGGCUCUUUGGCUCAAAAGGGUGUGCUAUGAGCGCUGUCACAUUAACCCCAUGGCUGCCACCUUCCUGCUGUCGGCCAUGUGGCACGGCGUGUAUCCUGGUUACUACCUGACCUUCCUCACUGGCAUUGCGAUGACGAUGGCUGCGCGCGCAGUAAGACAUAACAUCAGGCCGUACUUCCUGGUCUCCGACUCGCACAAGCGCAUCUAUGACGUUGUCACGUGGGCGGGGACUCAGGUUGCCAUUAGCUACACAGUGGCGCCAUUUGUCCUGCUCGCUGUGGGACGCUCACUCAAAUUCUACAGGUCCUGGUACUUCUGCCUACAUCUCCUCUGCCUGCUGGUGGUGGUGGCCCUGCCCGUCAAAUCGAGACGCCAGCAGGCCAAAGAGCCGCGGGACGGCCUCAAGGACAACCGGACGGAGCUCGACAGCACGGACAACAACUGCAACCAAAAAGACAAGGCCACAUGAGGCUCUGGACAGCGACACACAAAGUCCCUUCAGCGUCAGGAACACUCGAGACAAGCUAAAAACCACGGAGAGCUGGAGACGCGGCGAGUCUUAUUCACCCGACAGAGAACCAAAUAUCGGAUGCUCCGAGAAUUCUAACCGACAGAAAAACACGAGUCGACUUUCUGUCAAAACUUCCAGUAGCAGGGAUGACAGCAAUCACAGUUUCCGACGCGGAUAAGAGACCAGGGUGUAACAACGGCCAUAGUGUAAACAAACAAACAAACAAACAAACAAACAGACGAGCGAUGGUGGUUACUUUCCAUUGCAGCGGUGGAGAACGAAGACUUCCAAGCUGCCUUAAACCCUCCACGUACUCGGCGGGUGAAAUGACAGACGGACGGCACGCUGCGAGAAGCUAUUUGCGGUGUCAGAUGAGACGCGCAGUAGGUGGAGGGUUUUUGUCAUUUGUCUGGAUACAGACUUCUGUUUUAGGUGGGAGUGGAAAAUGGUUUCAUGUAAAAGAAACAUUACUUUGUCAUCAGCUGCCAAUUUCAAACAAGCCUUAGGAUCCUCAAAACGUUGUUUGAUUUCUAUGUCUUUUUAAAAAUCUUUAUCGGAGAAGACUUCACAUUGUACGUGUUUUGUAUUUAGAUGUUUGUGACAACACUAUUUCAGAUCCAUUUCCACUGCUUUAUUAUUUUUUUUCUGGGAUGAACUGAAUGACAUAAGUAAUCCCAAAGAUUAGUUCAGAUCUCGUCCAUCUCCAGCAGUGAAAUGUCUAAAAGAGGCACUCAAGAGUUACUAAAUGGAUUUCAUAUCUGCUGCUUUUUUGACCAACACGACUCGUCAGUCAAACGUGUUUUUUUUAAAGGGACUUCAUUUACACUGUUGUGAUUUCAAUUUAUUUCCUUAAGGAUUUCUGACCUGGUUUCAGGUGUGUGGUUUGUUUGUUGUUUGACCUUUUUGUUCAAAUGUCGUGCCUCUGUAAUACAAGUAUCCAAAACGAUUUAAUGCAAGUCCAAAUUGGGUAAAUGCAGUGGAUUGUUAACAUCCCUGUGGAACUCACUGUUGCAAAGUAUUUUUCAUUGUCUUAACUCCUACAAAUCUAGUCAUAUUGCCAUCCCCCCCCCUAAAGGUCACACGGUUAAAUGGAAUGUUAAAGAAAAAGUUUCCAAAUUAAUGCACAGUGCACUAAAAGCUCAUUGUAGUCAGGCUGCAAAAUAUUUAAGUGGAAUUUUGUAAUUUAUUUGGUUAUUUAUGUAUGCAAAAUAAUGAUAAUGUGAAGAAAUUCACCGACCUAGACCAGCCGUUGUGGUGAAUGGUCUUAGUUCAUAUUGUGUGCACUUCUGUUUGAAUAGGGGAUAUUUCAGGGUGCAUUUAUUGUAGGGGGGGAGGCACUGGUUCCACGCGGGUUUUUGGUUCACGGCCUUAAGUCUUUCAAAUCACCCACUUUACUCUUUAUAACACGCAGCAGUUCGAACAGCCACCCAUGGGAUUAAGUAUCAUUACACCUUUCUUUAAUUUUAUUGAAGGAAAUGCAAAGGAAACCACCUGAAAGGCCCCCCACUGUUAUCUGUUAUCUGUUGUCAGGGCAAUUCAAACCCACAAUAUCAUAAACACUUUUGUCGUACAUUUUGAUUUCAUCCAAUCGUCAUUAAUUUGAGUUGGUUUGGUGCGUUUCUGUUACAUAAAAUAAUAACAAAGGGGCUGAGUGAAGCUUUUUGUCCAUUCAUUUUUAAUAUUUUCUAACAUUUGCAUAUUCCUGCCAUAAGUAAGUAAGUAAGUGUGUGUGUGUGUGUGUGUGUGUGUACCAGUAUUCCUAUGAUCUGAACAUGUCAGCGUGGUCUCAUGUAAAGUAUAUUUGUAGCCAGGGCCUCGUAUAGGCCAGUAUGGCCCACCGAAGGGAAACGGAUGUCAUUCUACAAACAGAGCGAUUAUUGCACUGCAUGGCCGACCAAACCAGCAGAUCAAUGCAAACGGCUCCACGUGUCCAAAGUGCCAAACCAUGAGUGGCGCAUCUUUAGAGUGUGUGUGCAAACCAUGAGUGGCGCAUCUUUAGAGUGUGUGUGUGUGUGUGUGUGUGUGUGUGUGUGUGUGCGUGUGCGCGCAAAUGUGUCCAUGGUGUGUGUGCCCGCGCGCCUGUGUAACAUAACGGUUAUUUUUCUGUCAGAAGGAAAUUUAUUGAAAUAUUUGUAUAACAGUCCAUUAAAAUCCUGAUUUAUGUCGCAAAAUAAAGAGAAAUUAUUUUUAAACACUAAAA
This is a messenger RNA of Gasterosteus aculeatus aculeatus (three-spined stickleback), 3891 nucleotides long. RefSeq names its product membrane bound O-acyltransferase domain containing 2a (gene mboat2a). Gene Ontology annotation, molecular function: acyltransferase activity. Gene Ontology annotation, biological process: lipid modification. The record is from RefSeq and is a predicted model, not a curated record. NCBI's taxonomy places the organism in Eukaryota, Metazoa, Chordata, Actinopteri, Perciformes, Gasterosteidae. Gene Ontology annotation, cellular component: membrane.